ACAAUUACAACAUGGUCCUUGUUAUUGCUACCAUCCUUGAUCCAAGACACAAAUUUGAUUUUCCAGACUUCUUCUAUGAAAAAGUAUGUGAGAAUUUUGUUGACAUUGACUUGAGCAAAAAUAUGGCUAAAGAUUGGUUGGGUAAAUACUUUAGAAAGUAUGAAGAGGUUAUAAGAAGAAAUGAUACAAGUUUAGGACCUCAAGUUGAUGUGUCUAACAGCAUGGCGAGCUAUUUACCAGUGCUAAUUCAAGGCAAGAGAAAAAUUCACCGGGAAUUUGCUCAGUUUAGGUCUCAGAGAAGAGGGAGCUGGGUACAAAAAUUAGAAUUGGAUGCCUAUUUGGAAGAAUCACCAGUUAGAGAAGAUGAAAAUUUUGAAAUCUUGACCUGGUGGAAGACAAACUCCAACAAGUACCCUGUGUUGUCAGCUAUGGCACGUGAUGUUCUAGCUAUUCCACUAAGCACCGUUUCUUUUGAAUCCGCAUUCAGCUUGGGUGGUCGGAUUCUUAGUGACAAUCGAAGCUCGAUGACGCCACAAACUCUUGAAGCCCUGAUUUGCUGCAAAGAUUGGUUGUACAAAUAUCCAACCAAUGAAGUCCAAGGGCAAAUCAUGAGAAGCUGAGAUGGCUCCUAAAGGUACACCUGACAUAAUGCCUAAUAUAUUAUAAAAUCAUAUAACUGGAUUACCUUUGCACAUGCAUCAAAAUUUAACAAUAGCUCUGAUAUGUGCUCCAAAAAAACAUUUUUGCUUUACAUCUUCUGAUGCUAUAAUUCCUCGAGCACAGUAGUUUUAUUUGUGCCUGUGUUGUUCUCAAAGACAUAGCAGCAGUGAGUGAGAUAAGUUUUUUUUUUCUUUGAACAAGGAUUGGGAUAAGUUGCUCCUAGUCCUAUUUGUUUUAGCAGUUUAGCUGAUUUAUUUGCUCAAAUAUUUCAGAUGGUCUGUUUCUUGGUUGCACAUAUUGUUCUCCUGCAUUUCCAGGAACGGUCCAUGAUGAAGACAGCAUGCAGAUCUUUUGCCAAGACUCGAUCAUGCCCAAUGUGUGGAGAGGCUUUUUGAGGAUAUUGGCGAGGAACAUGGCAAAGAGAGUUUGAGACAAUGACAAUCAGACAAUGCUGUCAUCCACAUGUCCCCUUUUUGAAGCUCCAGAAGCUGCAUAUCUUGGUUGUUGUGCUGUAGAUUCAGAUGCUCCCCCUUGAUUUGCAUCCAAGAUGCAGAAGGGGCACUGUAAUUUUGGUAUAAUAUUUUGUUCGCUAGCUUGUCUCCUGGGCUGAACAUCCAAGAUGCAGAAUUUUUUGUGUGUUUUGUGAUCGUUUUGAAUCUUGGAAACCUCCCAUCUUUGUCUGAAUCAACGUGUUGAU
Molecule: messenger RNA, 1357 nt
Organism: Panicum virgatum (switchgrass)
Lineage: Eukaryota; Viridiplantae; Streptophyta; Magnoliopsida; Poales; Poaceae
Product: zinc finger BED domain-containing protein RICESLEEPER 2-like
Exons: 2
Coding region: 12-620 (202 amino acids)
Molecular function (GO): protein dimerization activity
Source: RefSeq, a predicted model, not a curated record